Molecule: messenger RNA, 2148 nt
Organism: Plasmodium fragile
Lineage: Eukaryota; Apicomplexa; Aconoidasida; Haemosporida; Plasmodiidae
Exons: 1
Coding region: 1-2148 (715 amino acids)
Molecular function (GO): ATP binding; RNA helicase activity; RNA binding
Source: RefSeq, a predicted model, not a curated record
AUGAAAAGCGUACUUGGGCUCAAGUGCGUGAGUUGCCGGGCCAGUGGCAGGGUUCCGCUCGUCUCGAAAAAAUUCCUCUUCAUAAAUGUCGGAUCGAAAACAAAAUUCGGGACCGGUCUGGCAGGUCAACAUAAGAAGAACGAGCAGGUAAACCCUAACACGACCAAGAGGACGGUUUUUAUAGAAAGUAAUGUGAAGGGCACCCCUGUGCAGGAAGAAGUACGUAAGAGUGCGGUCGCGGGUUCCACUCCACAAUUCGCUUCUGCAGACAAAGACUUACUAAACAGUUACAAUGACGAAGAGGGGGUCCAUGGUGAAACGGAACAGGGUGAUCACCCCUCCCUAGGGGGAGAGGACUUUGAAGAAUAUACCCAGUUUGAUCGACAUGAUGGAAGAGGAAAAGACGAUGCAGAAAAUGGAUUCAUGAAUUACAAGCGUAGGGAAGGCACCUUUAAUAAUCAUGAGAGAGCAAAAAACAGACAAAGCCAUGGCGGCAUCAGCGGGAGAGGACAAAAGUAUGAAUCCUCAUCGAGGUAUGACCAUGAGGAGGAAGGAGAUGAGUAUGGAAGGAGAACUUCGUACUCGAGAAGUUUAAACACGCAGGAUAGGUAUGCUCAACUUGGUGAGAAUCUAAAAGAAAUCGAAUGGAACAAGGUAGAUGCAAAGGUGCAGAGGCAGAAUCUGCUUCAAAAUUUGAGCGAAAAAAAGGCAGACAUUUCACCUGAACAGUUAGAUGCAGAAUUGAAGAGAUUGAACAUUUACGUGAACAAAGAAUCAGCUGUGCUAAAUAAUUUAGCUAGUAACUUCUCCGAUGUGAACUUUCAUGAUACUAUAGUGAACCACCUGAAUGCAAAAUUUAAAGAACCUACAGCUAUUCAGAAGGUUACGUGGCCGAUCGCACUAUCGGGGAAGGAUCUAAUAGGAGUAGCCGAGACGGGCAGCGGAAAGACAUUGGCCUUCGCCCUUCCCUGCCUUAUGCAUAUCUUGAAGCAGAGGGAACGUCAGGCGGAGCGAGAGAAUGGGUGGGGGCAGGUUCAGGGUGAAGAGGGUAUCCGUGAGGCGUCCACUCAGGUGGAAAAUGAGAAGAAGGAAGUCCCUCGUGAGGCCACCCAGGAAUGGACAAACGAAGCCACGCAAGGUGCCACGCACGGUGACACACAACGCAGCAGCGAUAGGUACGCCCAUCAGGGGGAACGAAGUAUCUACGGACUCAUACUCCUCCCCACGAGAGAGCUGUGCAUGCAGGUAGUAGACGAAAUAAAAACUUUCGAAAAGCAAUUGGACAUCAGGAGUGUUGCUGUAUAUGGAGGGGUCCCCAAGUACACACAAAUUAAUAACUUAAAGAAAGGAGCCGACAUUGUUGUUGCCACCCCGGGAAGACUACUAGAUUUACUUGAAAAUGGAGUUAUUCAUUUGUUAAGGUGCAUUUAUGUUGUUAUAGAUGAAGCGGACAGACUGCUAGACAUGGGAUUUGAAAAACAAUUAAAAAAAAUUAUGACUCAAGUUAAUAAAAACAAACAGCUCCUAUUCUUCACAGCCACCUGGCCUGAACAAGUCAGAAAAUUGGCAUAUGAAUUUUCAUCCUUCGAUCCAGUAAAAGUACAAAUUGGAAAAAGCGAAUUAACUGCUAAUAAAAAUAUACAACAGAGUGUAAUUGUAAGUUCGUGCAUCGACUUGAAGAAAAAGCUACUUGAUUGGCUUAAGCAAAAUUAUGAAGGAAAUAAAAUUUUAAUUUUCUGUGACACCAAAAGGAAUUGCGACAAUUUAUGCAAAGAGCUUCGCUACCAUCAGUACAACGCUCUUGCCAUUCAUGGAGAUAAAGAACAGCGGGAGAGAGAUAGGAUCCUAAACAAUUACAGAAGUGACCGUUGCAAUAUUUUAGUUGCAACUGACGUGGCUUCCAGAGGGCUAGACAUUAAAAAUAUUUCAAUUGUCGUUAAUUAUGACCUGCCCAAUACUAUUGAAGAUUAUAUUCAUCGCAUUGGCCGAACGGGCAGAGCGGGGCAGAAGGGAAAGGCCGUUUUGUUCUUCCCCUACGAUUACUAUGUGCCGCAAAAGAGUCGAUUUGCCAGGGACUUGGUUAAAUUGCUCAACAAGGCCAACCAUGCCGUCCCAGCGGAGCUGCGCGAAAUUGCUGGCACCAGGUGA